This is a messenger RNA of Elgaria multicarinata webbii, 2044 nucleotides long. It is a transcript of the gene ALDH7A1, whose product is annotated as aldehyde dehydrogenase 7 family member A1. The transcript is spliced from 18 exons. The record is from RefSeq and is a predicted model, not a curated record. Lineage: Eukaryota; Metazoa; Chordata; Lepidosauria; Squamata; Anguidae. Bases 30 to 1676 code for a protein of 548 amino acids. Gene Ontology annotation, molecular function: aldehyde dehydrogenase (NAD+) activity.
UUUUGGAAGCAUUACGGCCCCAUCCCGCUAUGUUGCUGCAGCUCGGCCUCGCGUCCCUCUCCAGACACGCUUUGGCAAGGAAAAGAGCCGCCUUUCUCCUCCGCCGCCGCACGCCUGCCUGCUGCAGACCAGCCGCCUUCAUGUCGACCUUGCUGAUCAACCAAACCCCGUACGCGUGGCUGAAAGAAUUGGGCCUUCAAGAAGAAAACGAGGGCGUUUAUAAUGGCUCCUGGGGAGGAAGAGGAGAGGUUGUGACAACAUACUGCCCUGCAAAUCAUCAGCCAAUAGCCAGAGUUCGUCAGGCCAGCUUGGAAGACUAUGAAGAAACAGUAAAGAAAGCUAAAGAGGCAUGGAAAGUAUGGGUGGAGGUUCCUGCACCUAAACGAGGAGAAAUAGUGAGACAAAUCGGUGAUGCCUUAAGACAGAAAAUCAAAGUUCUGGGAAACCUGGUUUCUUUAGAGAUGGGGAAAAUCUUUGUUGAGGGUGUUGGUGAAGUGCAAGAAUACGUGGAUGUCUGCGACUAUGCUGUUGGCUUGUCCCGAAUGAUUGGUGGACCUGUCUUGCCUUCAGAAAGACCAGGGCAUGCCUUAAUAGAGCAAUGGAAUCCUGUGGGAUUAGUAGGAAUCAUCACGGCAUUUAAUUUUCCUGUAGCAGUUUAUGGCUGGAACAAUGCAAUUGCAAUGGUCUGCGGCAAUGUGUGUCUCUGGAAAGGUGCACCCACAACAUCCCUCACUAGUGUUGCUGUUACAAAAAUAGUUGCACGGGUUCUGGAGGAUAACAAACUCCCCGGUGCUAUCUGCUCUCUGAUUUGUGGUGGUGCAGAUAUUGGCACAGCAAUGGCGAGGGAUGAAAGAAUUGAUCUGCUGUCCUUCACUGGCAGCACACAUGUGGGAAAGCAGGUAGCACUAAUGGUUCAGGAGAGAAUUGGACGGUUUCUGUUGGAGCUUGGUGGAAACAAUGCUAUUAUUGCGUUUGAAGAUGCAGACCUUAACCUGGUCAUCCCAUCUGCCCUUUUUGCAGCCGUGGGGACAGCAGGCCAGAGGUGCACAACUGCCAGGCGGCUGUUUUUGCAUGAAAGCAUCCAUGAUGAAGUAGUGGAAAAACUCGUUAAGGCAUAUGCACAAGUCCGCAUUGGAGAUCCAUGGGAUGCAAACACUCUGUAUGGUCCUCUCCACACAAAGCAAGCAGUAAAGAUGUUUCUUGAUGCAGUGGGCCUGGCCAAACAGCAAGGUGGCUCUGUGGUCUAUGGUGGGAAGGUUAUAGAUCGUCCUGGAAACUACGUUGAACCAACCAUUGUGACUGGCCUUCCACAUAAUGCACCCAUUGUACACACAGAGACGUUUGCCCCUAUUCUGUAUGUGCUAAAAUUUAAGUCAGAAGAAGAAGCCUUUGCCUGGAACAACGAAGUGAAACAAGGCCUGUCCAGCAGCAUCUUUACCAAGGAUUUGGGCAGGAUAUUCCGGUGGCUUGGGCCCAAAGGGUCGGACUGUGGUAUUGUGAACGUCAAUAUUCCAACUAGUGGAGCUGAAAUUGGGGGUGCUUUCGGUGGCAAUAAGCACACUGGUGGUGGAAGGGAAUCUGGCAGUGAUUCAUGGAAGCAAUAUAUGAGACGAUCCACUUGCACAAUCAAUUACAGCAAAGAUUUGCCUCUGGCUCAAGGAAUCAAGUUUCAAUAACAACCCUGUGAAUGCAGUGCCUGGGCUGAACUUGGCAUUUAGGAGUCAAGCACCUGUUGAUUUGAACCUGCAGACGUGGCUACAUGAAAUGAUCUAGCAUUGAGGAGAUUUUUAACUUCUGCAAGGCUCCCCUCCAGAAAACCCCAUUAUUGUGAAUGGCUACAAUCAUUUUGAUAAUGUAUCCAGACUCUGAUGGUGUGCUCAAAAGUUCAUGUCAAAUGUGAGGAAGAGAAUUCCCCUCCUUCUGAAACUUGGAUUUUGACCUGCAAAAUCCUAAAAUGCCUUUUGUACUUCUGCCAAAAUCAUUUAGAAAGAAUGUGUGAUUAGUACGCUUCAAUGCAGAAAUAAAAGUUUUCAACCUCUUGCUA